Molecule: messenger RNA, 1860 nt
Organism: Linnemannia hyalina
Lineage: Eukaryota; Fungi; Mortierellomycota; Mortierellomycetes; Mortierellales; Mortierellaceae
Source: the annotation of a GenBank genome assembly
AUGGCAGACAACAGCAACCUCCGCUUCGACGGCCGUGUCGUCAUCGUCACCGGUGCCGGUGGUGGACUCGGACGCUCCCACGCUUUGGCUUUCGGUGCCCGCGGUGCCUCGGUUGUCGUCAACGAUCUUGGCGGUUCCACCACUGGUGAGGGAGCCUCGAACCGUGCUGCCGAUGUUGUCGUCGAGGAGAUCCGUGCCGCCGGUGGAAAGGCCGUCGCCAACUACGACUCUGUCCUCGAUGGUGAGAAGAUUGUCGAGACCGCCAUGAAGGCCUUCGGUCGCGUUGAUAUUGUCAUCAACAACGCUGGUAUCUUGAAGGAUGUUUCCUUUGCCCGUAUGACUGAUCAGCAGUGGAACUUGAUCUUCCAGGUCCACGUUGAAGGUGCCUACAAGGUCCUUAAGGCUGCCUGGCCCAUCUUCCGCAAGCAGAAGUUUGGUCGUAUCAUCAACACCACCUCUGCUGCCGGUCUCUACGGAAACUUUGGUCAGGCUAACUACUCCGCUGCCAAGCUCGCUUUGGUCGGUUUGACCCAGACCUUGGCUCUCGAGGGAAAGAGGGACAACAUUCACUGCAACGUCAUCGCCCCCAUGGCUGCCUCUCGCAUGACCGAGACCAUUCUCCCCCCCGACAUGCUCGCCUCCUUGAAGCCCGAGAUGGUCACUCCCUUGGUCGAGUACCUCUGUCACGAGGACACCACCGAGAGCGGCUCCAUCUUCGAGGUCGGUGCCGGUUUCGUCGGUAAGCUCCGCUGGGAGCGUACCGGAGGCCACGGCUUCCCCAUCGAUAAGACCCUCCUGCCCGAGCACAUCUCCGAGGAGUGGGCCAAGAUCACCGACUUUGAGGACGGCCGCGCCACCCACCCCACCAACACCGCCGAGUCCAUGGAGGGCAUCAUGGCCAACUUUGAGAACGUCGCUGAGGCUUCUGGUGAACGCCCCACCGUCGUCUCCGCUGACGGCAAGGUCGAUGUUGAGGCCGCCAAGUCGCUCGAGUUCGCCUCGGAGGUCUUUGAGUACUCUGAGCGCGACGUCAUCCUCUACAACCUCGGUAUCGGUGCUAAGCGCACUGAUCUCCACCUCGUCUACGAGAACAACGAGGCCUUUGGCGCCGUCCCCACCUUCGGUGUCGUCCCCUCCUUCACCGCCAUGAACGCCGUUCCCUUCGGCGAUAUUCUCCCCUCGUUCAACCCCAUGAUGCUCCUCCACGGUGAGCAGUACCUCGAGAUCAUCCGCCCCUUCCCCACCAGCGGCAAGUUGACCUCGACUCCCUACAUCGUCGACAUCCUCGACAAGGGCAAGGGCUGCGUCGUCACCAUCGGAGUCAAGACCACCGACGAGGAGGGCAACGAUAUCUGCAUCAACGAGUUCACCAUGUUCAUCCGUGGCUCUGGUGGCUUCGGAGGCAAGAAGGACGGAACUGACCGUGGUGCCGCCACCGCUAACAACCAGAUCCCCGCCCGCAAGCCCGACUUUGUUGUGCAGGAGAAGACCUCCGAGGACCAGGCUGCUCUCUACCGUCUCUCGGGUGACUGGAACCCCCUCCACAUCGACCCCGAUAUGGCUGCCAUCGGUGGUUUCGAUGUCCCAAUCCUCCACGGUCUCUGCUCGUUCGGUGUUGCUGGUAAGCACAUCUUCAACACCUACUGCAGCAACGACGCCACCCAGUUCAAGAACAUCAAGGUCCGCUUCGCCAAGACUGUCAACCCCGGCGAGACCCUCGAGACCUCCAUGUGGCGCGAGGGCAACAAGGUCCUCUUCCAGGUGCGUGCCGUCGAGCGUGAUGCCAUUGUCAUCUCCAACGCCGCUGUCGAGCUUCAGGGUGAGGCCUUGAAGAACGCCCCUGCCAAGUCCAAGCUGUAA